This is a messenger RNA of Malurus melanocephalus (red-backed fairy wren), 3096 nucleotides long. RefSeq names its product insulin like growth factor 2 (gene IGF2). Lineage: Eukaryota; Metazoa; Chordata; Aves; Passeriformes; Maluridae. Gene Ontology annotation, molecular function: growth factor activity; hormone activity. Gene Ontology annotation, cellular component: extracellular region. The record is from RefSeq and is a predicted model, not a curated record. The transcript has 4 exons. The coding region runs from base 409 to 1086 and encodes 225 amino acids.
AGCCGGAGCGCCCGGCUUGUCUCCGCGCUCGUGGGGCAGCCAGCCGGGAGCAGCGGGGAGUGAGGCAGGGAGCCCCUUCGCCCCGACCAAGGGGACGCACUCAGUAAGCACAAAAGAGAGAGCCACCCAAGGGGCAGCCAAAGCAGGAGGAGAGAAAGAGAAGGGAAGAAAAAAAAAAAGGGUGAAAAACAACCCAGAAAAAAAAAGGAAAAAGAAAAAAGGAAGGAAAGGAAAGCGCUCGCUCGCUCUUUCUCUAGAAUAACAAAAUACCUAAUCGUAACAAAAUAACAUCCUUCAGACAAAAUCCAGCAGGGACUUGGUAUACCAAAAAGGCAAGGCGAGGAGAACGUGCCAGGGCGCGGGGAAGGCAAGCCAAAGCCGCGAUCGCUGCCAGGGCAGGAGAGCAGCAUGUCAAGCGCCGGGGCACACACGGAUGAGCGCUGCMGGCAGCCCGCCUUCCUCCCCGGCCCGCCGCCGCCGCAAGAAGUUGAGAGUAGCAGCGGCAGUGCCAAGGUGCAGAGGAUGUGCGCGGCCAGGCAGAUGCUGCUGCUGCUCCUGGCGUUCCUGGCCUAYGCCCUGGAUUCGGCCGCCGCCUACGGCACGGCGGAGACCCUCUGCGGYGGAGAGCUGGUGGACACGCUGCAGUUCGUCUGCGGGGACAGGGGCUUCUACUUCAGCAGACCGGUGGGACGAAAUAACCGGCGGAUCAACCGGGGGAUCGUGGAGGAGUGCUGCUUCCGGAGCUGCGACCUGGCUCUGCUGGAAACGUACUGCGCCAAGUCUGUCAAGUCGGAGCGUGACCUCUCCGCCACCUCCCUGGCGGGCCUGCCGGCACUCAGCAAGGACAGCUUCCAGAAGCCCUCACAUGGCAAGUAUUCCAAGUACGACGUGUGGCAGAAGAAGAGCUCGCAGCGGCCGCAGCGGGAUGCGCCCAACAUCCUGCGGGCUCGCCAGUACCGGUGGCAGGCGGAGGGGCUGCAGGCGGCCGAGGAAGCCAAGGCGCUGCACCGUCCCCUCAUCUCCCUGCCCAGCCAGAGGCCCCCGGCGGCGCGAGCCUCCCCGGAAACGGCUGGCCCCCAGAAAUGAACUCUGACCAGCUGUCUCGAUUUUUGAUCUCCUGGGGGAGGGCGGGAGGACUGGUGAUUCCCGACCCCCAAGCCCCUCCGUCCCCGGGGCUGCUGAGCCGAGGAGCGGGGCGGCGGGGCACCCUCACGCCGCUCCGGCCCCAACCAAACAACUGACACAGCAAGGAGGGGAUGGCGGCGGCGGUGGYGAGCGGCACCGCUCCCACGGCAUCUUCCUUUUGGGGUGGGGGGGAGGGUUGUUUCGUUUCCCACACCUGUUUCGUUACCCCGCGCCCCCAGUGUUUCCAAACCUGUACUUGCAAAGGGACAGUUUGGCACUUGAACUUUUUGCUGCCGGGUGCUGCGUGACAUCCCCGGUGCCAAUGCCAGAAGACAAAAGAAAGAGCAAGAGGGAAAAAGGAUAUGAAGUUAAAUUCUUUUUUUAAUCUUUUUUUUCUCGAGAAGAGUCCAUUCCGUGUCUUUCUUGACAAUAAAGAGAAAAAAAAAAACCACAAUAGAACGGGGAGAAAUACUGAGGGAUAAAUUUUUUUUGCCUCAUUCCCACCCCACUUUUUUCUUCUUUAUUGUUUUUUUUUUUCUUUUGGUUUUUCUUAUUUUUAUAACUUUCUUUUGCACCUUUAAAAGAAAAACGUACCUGAGAAGAAGUUCUGAGGAGCCCCCAUCUGCGUUUUUGUGUGUGUGCUUCAUUACAAGAUUCCAAAUCGACUUGCACCUUUUUGAAAUCACCGAUGACGGGAGAAAGAGAGGAAGGGGAGAGAGAAAGCAAGAGAGMAGGAAAAGGAAAGGGGAAAGAAGAAAAAAAAAGAAAAAAGUGAGCUGAUGCUCACUUUAAAUGGAGGAGGCGUCUGCAUUGCACAUUUGCCACGGAUUUAGUUGAUUUAUAUAUAUAAUAUAUUAUAUAACUUUUUUGGCAAAAAAGCACUAUUUUUAUGGGACAUUUUGUGUAGUAUCUGAAGAGGGAUUGUAAUGUUUAAAAUGUGUUAUGGUGCUAAAGUAAGUUGGAAGGGAAAAAACCCAGAAAUAGCAAGGGAGGGUGGGGAGGGAAGGACAAGAUAGCGAAUACUGAACUUGAAAUUUUAGCUUUUCGUUUUAGGAAAAGUGUGAUAAAUGUGUUUCUUUUCUCUUCUGAAAUAUAGCUUGGUCAUGACCAUAUGAGCUAGUUGGCUGUUACUCAUGUACACAGAUACACGCACACACAGAAAUACAUCGACACGCAUCCUUUUUUUUUUUUUUUUUUAAAAAAAACAAAACAAACAACAAAACCACCGCAACUUAGACUAAAAGGGAACUGUUCUGGAGACAAACUAUUUCGAAUGGUGAAGGUGUUGCCGGUUAGAACUCAAGGCCCUGCUUCUGCACGAACGCCCUGGCAGAGCUUCGCUUCCCGAGCCACGGGGAAUCUCGCUCUUCCCCAUCCUUGCUGGAGUGACGACGCUCCAGCGAGCGGGCGGGCGGCCCUCGACACUGAGCCCCUGCAGAAGCAGCAGUUCCACGCCCUGCCAUCUCCUUUUCCUUCUCUUGCCCUUUGCGUCCUUCUCGCAGGACCCUGGUGUCCCUGCCCCGCGCCCCCUGCCCUCCUCCGGGGCCGCGCAGGAGGAGCUGCACGGGAUGGGGGGGACAGGCAAAGUCUCUGGCCUGAGGCUCAGGACUCGGUGAGCGGAUGGGUUUGAGAGGUGGGCACAGGGCUGUAAAAUAGGUUGGGUUUAAAAUAAUAUAUAUUAUCUGUCUAGGAACCGUAAAAGGGGGGGGAAUCAAUUACAUCUCCCUAAUAUACUCUCACUUGCUAAUAAAAUGGGGACACUCUGUUAACCARUUCUGUACUUGCUUUGUCUUAUAUAUCCAUACAUUUAAAACAUAAAAAAAAAAGACUACUUGAAUUGUAUUCUGUUUCGUGGUUUGGAGGGGAGGGCUAGGGGGAGUCUUGAGAGGGGGAGGAUUUUAAUGUAUAAUCCUUUUGUUUGUUAUUACCUUGCAAUGUUGAGCCAUGAAGCCUUUGUUUAAAAAAAAAAAA